AUCAGCGCAGGUGUUCAAGUUCAGAAAUAACAGAAGAUCAGGUUGACAGCGGCCAUCCGCUGCUGGGACGAGCAGCUUGAAUCCGAUGUCGAACUCGGCCAUGAAGACUACACCGUAAAGCAAGGCGACGGGGUAGACGGAACGGUCGCUAGAAAGAUCAUGGAACGAAUAGGAUCCAGUGACAUAACAGACAGCAUACGAAACCAACAUGCGAUUAGACCAGCUCAACGCGUCUAUAACCCAGUUGGUUCAUGUUAUGAUGCAAUUCGUGAGUAUUUGUCUCCUGGAGGUCGGAGAGGUCGAGAAGCCGGUUUAGCUUUGGUGUGAAAGUGGCCGUUGAGAUGAUAGCUCAUCAGCUAACCAUAGGAAAGAGAAUUGCGCCUAUUCUUAACAAACCAGAUCUAGAGAGGGACUGGCCAAGCAUCCUAGACUCUGUGUAUAGGAUUCUUGAAUCAUUUAACCAGAUGAGAUCGCGUAUAACGUCCAUUUCCCUCUUCUGUCUCGGUUUUAGCUUAGUACUUGAGGAGAACCCUAUUACAGUCUACGUAUCUGUCGACUACGACUGUCCGGAAAGUACCUGGCCUCCUGUGAUCCGAGCGAUCGAAAGCUACAUCGAGGGCACUACAUACGACCGCGUGAAGGCCGCAAUCACAGCCGAUCCUACGUCCGCCGCCGCCGCGAACCUCGAGCAGAAGCUGGGCCCGCGCCAGCGGAGCUUUACCCGCCGCCUCGAAUCCCAUAUCAGACAGGCGCGCCUCCGAGUCCGCGGCCAGGCGACGGUACCACGCACUACCGCAGACGUGCUGCUGGUCGCAGUGGAUGUGUUGCUGGGAAUCCAUCGUUCAAUCGAUAUGAUCGUCGAUACGCGAGGAGUUUUCCAGGCAGGGACGAACAAGCUAGUAAUACGGCCUUUCACGCAAUUGUUCGCGCGCUGCUUUCUGGCAAAGACCGCUUUGAGAAUCGAAUGGAUGCCCUGCUCAGUCUGGGUUAUGUUUUGAAUUAUAGGCUCGAAGCUAUGGAUAUGGCAACCAAGUGCAACACAAUUCAAGAUUUCUCCGACUAGCGGACCGAGCUGCCUAUGCAUGGCUCUAAGAUGAGCGAAAUCGGUAAUUCGAGAUGUUAUCGACAGCAGUUACAAAGGAUCCCGCCCCGUGGUUAAACAUUGAGACUACAUUAGAAAAAAUGAU
Molecule: messenger RNA, 1187 nt
Organism: Amorphotheca resinae ATCC 22711
Lineage: Eukaryota; Fungi; Ascomycota; Leotiomycetes; Helotiales; Amorphothecaceae
Exons: 2
Coding region: 342-998 (218 amino acids)
Source: RefSeq, a predicted model, not a curated record